UUGAAAAAACGUAUUGUACAACAUUUCUGUUUGUAAUUUGUUGAUUUUUUAAUAGUGACUAAUUUCAACUAAUUCAAUUGUCGUUGAUUCUCUUCCAUUUAUUAUAAAAAUUGUUACAGUUUUAAAACUGUCAUUCAAAGCUAAUCUUUCUUCGUAAUUACUGGACAAAGUCAAGACGCUGGUCAACGGAAUGUUACAAAGGAAACCUAAGAGUAUAUUUUGGUCCAACCCAAGAAAAAAUAUGCGUUUUUUGAUGAAGUAUACCGCUUUUUCAACGCUAUCCACAUUUUGCUCUUUCAUGGCUAUUCAUAAAAGUCAAAAUAUUCGUUACUAUUUUCACAAUAACUUCAGUUUCAUGCUGGAAGUUUACUACCAAUUUAUCAAAACAGUAGCUGACAAAGAUGAUAAUAUUAGAAAAGCAGAUUACGCUACUUGGGGAAUUCAAUCGCACCGAAGAUGAAAUUUUACAUUAAAUGUGAUACAAAUGAGAUGAUUUAAACUAGCCUUAAUUUAUUCGUGAAUUAAUCUUGAAAUUAGUUAAUAUUUUGAAGUUUGUUUUUUAAUAAAAUGUUCGUUAAAUAGCUCGAUAAUUCUGUCAAGCUUUUAACAAUUUUUCAAGGCGAAAAACUACUCGUUACAUAAAUUCACGGAUCCAAUUUUAAAAGAUAUUUGAUCCAUUAGUUCUUAGUUUACCUGCACAAAUCUCUAGAAAUCUCUUGUUUUGUUAUAAAAUUAUAUCAUCAAAUUGAAUUAACUGUUUAGUAAUUUUUUAUUGUUUACAUUCUAAAAAUUAUUUGAAAUAAUGGCCAAACGAGGUGUUUUGAUGGUUUGCCUUGGUAAUAUCUGUAGAUCCCCAAUUGCUGAAGCAGUCUUUCAACAUGUUAUCAAGGAACGUGGAUUAGAGGAUAAAUGGUUUGUGGACUCAGCAGCUACGUCAAGUGAACACAUUGGUUCAGAUCCUGACCCACGAGCAUCAGCUUGUAUUAAACGUCAUGGCAUUGUUUACAAACAUAAAACUAGACGACUAACUGCUGAUGAUUAUCGGAAGUUUGAUUUCAUCUUUGGUAUGGAUAAGUCAAAUCUUAGUAAUAUAAAACGAAUAGCCCCAGCUGAUGGUAAAGCUGAAAUUGGAUUACUCGGAGAUUAUCAUCCAAAAGGAAAGACAAUUAUCCAUGAUCCCUGGUAUGAUUCGGAUGACAAGGGUUUCGAAGAGUGCUAUGAGAAAGCACUGGCAAGUGUUAAUGCCUUCCUUGAUCAACAUCAAUGAAGUCCAUUGAAAUAUCGUGCUUCGUCUCGGAUUCAUUGCUCAAUUUCCUAUUUUUUUGUUUCUCAAUCUGGAAUAAAAUUGAAGAUCCAUUAAUUUACCAGUUAAA
Tetranychus urticae (two-spotted spider mite) is the source of this 1373-nucleotide messenger RNA. Its product is annotated as low molecular weight phosphotyrosine protein phosphatase. Gene Ontology annotation, molecular function: acid phosphatase activity; non-membrane spanning protein tyrosine phosphatase activity. Lineage: Eukaryota; Metazoa; Arthropoda; Arachnida; Trombidiformes; Tetranychidae. Gene Ontology annotation, cellular component: cytoplasm. The record is from RefSeq and is a predicted model, not a curated record. Gene Ontology annotation, biological process: protein dephosphorylation.